This is a messenger RNA of Arachis ipaensis, 3051 nucleotides long. Its product is annotated as RING/U-box superfamily protein. NCBI's taxonomy places the organism in Eukaryota, Viridiplantae, Streptophyta, Magnoliopsida, Fabales, Fabaceae. The record is from RefSeq and is a predicted model, not a curated record. Gene Ontology annotation, biological process: protein sumoylation. Gene Ontology annotation, cellular component: chromatin. Gene Ontology annotation, molecular function: SUMO ligase activity; zinc ion binding.
CACUCCAAGUCUCCAACAGCCGGGACAGCUAAAACGACAAGCGCGUGACCCACGGUGGCGCGUCGGGUAUUAAUUCAUAAACAGACCCAAAAGAAAACCCCAAUAACUUAAAUAAGGGCAUAUUAGGUGAUGAGCAACGGUACGACCGCUACACCGCCUCUUCAGCCACUGGACACCGCCGUCCUCGCUAGAACCUCACCGUCGUUCAUAAACAACUUAAGAAUCACGGCUGUUAUGGAGCGCUUGGCUGCGCACCUUCAUGAUGGCAACCACAACCAGUUAGGCGCUUUAGAUUUCUACAAUCAAUGCAUCUCCCUCUCGAGAGGUAUUGAUUAUUCACUUGCCAAUGGGGAAAUUUCACCCAAGGCCAAAGAACUCCCUGCAUUGAUGAGAUUGUUUCAUCAACGGAAGAAUGACGAACUGUCACAAGCAGCUUUAAUGGUUGUUAUGAUCUCUGUAAAGAAUGCCUGUGAACUCGGAUGGUUCCAAGCAAAAGAGAAGGAAGAGCUUCUUGCUAUCGCUGAUGAGGUAGCAAAGAUAUUUUGUAAUGCGGGGAAGAUAAAUGCUGGACCUAGUUCUAGCCAUUCCACAAUAACAAGAAUAAUGGAGAGGUUCUAUCCAAAAAUGAAACUCGGUCAAAUACUUGUGUCAUUUGAAGCCAAGCCCGGAUAUGGAGCUUAUACUCUUGACUUUCACAUUACCAAGAGUAAUGUUCAGCAUGAAAGAAUAUGGUUAUUCGUGGCACAAACUGACAAUGUUGAGACAUCUGCAUGCCUCAUUAAUCCUCAGCAAGUGAAUUUUCUGCUCAAUGGAAAAGGAGUAGAUAGAAGGACUAAUGUCUUCAUGGACACUGUCCCACAGAUGCCAACUCCUGUAUCUGGUAUGCUUAAAUAUGGGACGAAUCUUCUUCAAGCUGUAGGCCAGUUCACUGGUCAUUAUGUUGUUAUUGUUGCCUAUAUGAGUUUUGUAUCCUUACCCGAGGAUCCAGUUCUUCAAGAUUAUGUUCAGCCUGCUGUUACUUCAGUUGACACAGAUUCAGAUCUUAUUGAGGGGGCAUCACGAAUUUCACUUAAUUGUCCGAUAAGCUUUGCACGUAUCAAGACUCCAGUUAAAGGGUGCUCAUGCAAACAUUUCCAGUGUUUUGAUUUUGAUAAUUUCAUCAAUAUGAAUUCAAGGAGGCCAUGGUGGCGCUGCCCUCAUUGUAAUCAGCAUGUCAGCUAUGAAGAUAUUCGUCUUGAUCGGAACAUGGUUGAGAUACUGAAAGAUGUUGGGGAGAAUAUUCUGGAAGUGAUUGUUCUUGGUGAUGGAUCGUGGAAGGCGGUCUUUGAAAAGGAUCAUAAUGUGGAUAAGACGGUCUUUGAAAAGGAUCAUAAUGUGGAUAAGACGCAGAAUAAGGCCCACAAUGGGGAAAAGAAGCCAGCUGAAUUGCAAGAAUCUACUUGCUCCCCUAAUAAUAUAAUUUCUAACAUUUUUGACCUCACCAAUGAUGAUGAUUGCAUGGACUUAAUGGACACUAUUGAACUUGAAGAUACGAAACCUGCCCCGGGAUCCGCUGAGACUCAGUUUGUUAACCAAAGUUCAACUUCUUUAGGUCUAAACUCCACUGACGUUGAUCAAAAUGUUGCUUCUCAUAUAGACGAUGAAUUUUGGGCUGGACUUGAUCUUGUCUUUGGUAGGUCAGAUACCCCAUCAUUGGGUAUCUCUGAGAAUCCUGUUCUGCCUGACUCUGUUUCUCCCGCCUUUAAUCAGGGAUCUAACAGUCAUGACAAUAACAGUGCUGUGAAUUCUCUUGUGCAUAAUCAAGUUUCUACACCAACUAAUUUGCAGCUUAUUUAUAUGAAUUCGUCUGUUAAUGAGUAUGGAAGGUCAGCCUCAAUACCCAGACAUGUUAAUAGGACUCCGGUAGCAGUUCAGGCCCUUGCAGCCCCAUCUUCAAUAUCUGGACGAGAGCAAAGUUUGGGAAAUACUUUGAAUUCCUCGCUACCCAGCAGUUCCCCUGCCACUACUCAUGUUCCUUUGUCCCAUACAGCCACUGCAGCCAAUCCCAUACUGACUGAUACAGAAAGGCAACAACAUUUUUCACGAUCCCAAAUGAAUCUGCCCCAGAUGUCAGGUGUAAAUUCAUUGGGAUUGCCGCAUCAUUCAGCAACACAGAACCGAGUGCCACCACCUAAUAACCCUGCACCAAAUCAGUUGCCAAACUCAAACAGGCCAUGGGUGGGAUUGGGUGAAUUGAGCAAUCCUCACCUGAGCCAAUCUCUGAAUUCAAGGGCACACCCAGUAAUGCGAACAAAUAUCCAGCGGUCCCACAUUCAGCAAGGUGGUUCAGUUGCUCAGUCCACUGGAACUACCGCAAAUAGCCAACAAACUAGAGCUAAUGCUAUUGGACAGGUUUCCAGAGAUCAAAGAGGAAGUGUAACACCACAGUCGGUUUCUAGGCCUGAUGAUUUACUCAAUUUGCAAUCGGAGCAGAACUGGCGCCCCACUCAACGAAUGCGUGGAAGUCUUACAGGUCGUCCGUAUUCUGAUGAGGUUAGGGAGCGUAUAAUUGCACCAACGCAGUUGGUUCAGAAUACAAGACCACAAGGUACUCAACCAGUUCCAGCUUCAAGGCAACACCUACAAAGUCCCCUGCCAGUUCAAGGUUCAAGACCGCAUGGUUCCCAGCCACUCCAAAGGCCACAAGGUCCUCCGCCUUUUAGACCAACAGGUUUACCACUUGAUGUGCUUAUUGCAAACAACAGAAAUGCUCAUAACCAUCCUUCGAACGCGUAAUAUUUUUUGAAGGUUUUACUUGCACUUGCUGGAAGGUUCUGGGGAUCUGCAGCUGAAUAGAUUCAGAGCUAAGACUGAAAAAUACGGUAAUCUAUUUGGGAAAUUGAGUUAUCAUGUAAACAAGUAUGGGGAAUAGAAUUUUCAAUACGUGGUGAAAUCUAAGUAUAUAUUAAUUGAAGGCAUUUUGAUAAUGAACCCACAUGAAAUAUGGGGAUUUGAAUUAACAUAUAGUGAAAGAAGAAUUAUCUCGCUUGGAGUAUGUUGCACUUCCAAAAA